UGGGGGGCCAAGCUAGGGAGAAAAAAUGGCUUCAAACCCAGGUCCCUUGACGAACUGGCCAUGGCAAAAGCUUGGAAACUUCAAGUACAUGGUUUUGUCGCCUUUGGUGGCACAUAGUUUGUGUUCAAUCAUAAGCAAGGAGGAGGGAGAGAGGGACGUAACAAUCUUGUAUGUCUACCCAUUUUUGCUGUGGAGGAUGCUUCACAGCCAACUAUGGAUAAGCUUUGCUCGUUACCAGACUUCCAAAACCAACCAGAGGAUCGUGGUGGAUAAGGGCAUUGAAUUUGAACAAGUCGAUAGAGAGAGAAACUGGGAUGACCAGAUUAUUCUGAGUGGCAUUAUAGGCUACAUUGCGGUUAUGUAUGUUCCCUGGGCUGCAAGAACGCCAAUGUGGAGAUGGGAUGGUCUGGUUCUUACCAUUCUACUCCAUACGGGUCCAGUAGAGUUCCUCUAUUAUUGGUUUCACAGAGCAUUACAUCAUCAUUUCCUUUAUUCUCGAUACCAUUCUCACCAUCACUUAUCAAUAGUUACAGAGCCUAUCACCUCUGUGACUCAUCCAUUUGGAGCAAUGAUCGUUUAUUAUAUACCAUUCUUUAUACCGAUUCUGGCCAUGUUGCACACUGGAUCUGCUUCUGUGAGUGGAAUUGUGGGGUAUAUAACUUACAUUGAUUUCAUGAAUUAUAUGGGACAUUGCAACUUCGAGCUCGUUCCAAAUUGGGUCUUCAACAACUUUCCGAUCCUCAAGUACUUUAUGUAUACGCCAUCGUUCCAUUCUCUUCAUCAUACGAAAUUCCGGACAAACUACUCUCUCUUCAUGCCUCUCUAUGAUUACAUAUAUGGAACCAUGGACAAGUCCACAGAUAAAUUGUAUGAAACUUCACUUAAAGGAAGGAAAGAGACUACAGAUGUGGUUCACCUGACGCACCCAACUACGCUGCAGUCUUUCUACCAACUUCCCCCAGCCAUUGCCUCUCUCGCAUCAAAGCCAUACUCUCCCAAAUGGUAUAUGUGGAUGUUGUGGCCAAUUCCAUAUGGAUUUAUGUUUCUUACCUGGGUCUUUGGUUCCACCUUUACUGUGGAAAGGAAUGUGUUUGAUAAACUCAAGAUGCAAACAUGGGUAAUCCCAAGAUUUAGCUUUCAUUAUUCCUCAUCAAGGCAAAAAGAGGCCAUUAAUGGCUUGAUUGAGAAAGCUAUUUUGGAGGCUGAGAGUGAAGGUGUUAAGGUGAUGAGUUUAGGUCUUCUAAAUCAGGGAGAGAAAUUUAAUGGAAAUGGUGAGCUUUAUCUCCAGAAACACCCAAAGCUUAAGAUUAGAAUUGUAGAUGGAUGCAGCUUAGCUGUUGCUGUUAUACUUCAUAGCAUCCCCCAGGGAACAAAGCAAGUGCUGCUAAUAGGAAACCUCUCUAAAGUUUCUUGUGCAGUUUCCAAAUAUUUAUGCCAAAGAGGCAUUCAGGUAAAACAUUGA
This is a messenger RNA of Macadamia integrifolia, 1462 nucleotides long. Its product is annotated as very-long-chain aldehyde decarbonylase GL1-4-like. The record is from RefSeq and is a predicted model, not a curated record. The transcript is spliced from 7 exons. Gene Ontology annotation, molecular function: oxidoreductase activity; iron ion binding. Gene Ontology annotation, biological process: lipid biosynthetic process. Bases 26 to 1462 code for a protein of 478 amino acids. Lineage: Eukaryota; Viridiplantae; Streptophyta; Magnoliopsida; Proteales; Proteaceae.